UCGGUACCGAAAACAUCACAAAAUAGAGAUUAUUUAUAAACACUUCCGGGAUUGCAACGAAAUCACGAACUAAAAUGAUUCAUGUAUAACACUGCGUUGCGAAAUCUAUUUCUUUGUACAAAUGGGUAUAUAAAAAGUGACGUUUGCUUUCCAUUCCGAACGUCGUUAGCGAUGUCGACUGCAGACAUGAACCCUACUAACGAAAAACAGUCUGCCAGCCCAAGGGCCGAGGAAAGCACUCGUGGAGCAACAUCUCUCGAAGAAGCAAAACAAAAAUACGAAUUCUUCUGGAAAAUUCAUUCUCCCUUCAGUCAGUGGUACCCAGCAAGUUUCGAGGUGAAUGGUCAGAAGUACAACUGUGCUGAGCAGUACAUGAUGUACCAGAAAGCAGUGCUGUUUGCUGAUGAGGAAAAUGCUGCAAAAGUUCUCAAGACACAGGAUCCUAAACAACAGAAGUCCCUUGGUCGGAAAGUGAAGAACUGGGAUGAUAAAACAUGGAAGAAUAACUGCCACAGAAUCGUAGAGGAGGCGAAUGAAGCCAAGUUUGGUCAGAAUGAGGGCCUGAAGAAGCAGUUAUUCGCGACAUACCCCAAGACUCUGGUAGAGGCCAGUCCGGCGGAUGCUAUAUGGGGGAUAGGGUACGCGGAGGACCACGUCAACGCCUGGGAUGAGAGGAGUUGGAAGGGGACCAACUACCUGGGGUUUGCCUUGACAAGGGUUAGGGAGAAACUGAUGAAGCAAGACGAACUCAAAUGAACAUUUACCAUAAUACCUCUGUAGUACCAUCUCUCAGCCACAUGCUUGCUGCAUGAUGGACAACCAGCCCUAGAUCAUGGUGACCAUGGUGACAAGAGUGUUUCAAAGUGUUGCUAGGUUACCCACCGGAUGGGUGUCAAUAUCUACAACAAUUAAUUGUUAGAUUUUGCAUCCAAAUUUUCAAUUAUGUAAGCUGGGAGAUAUUAUUUGUUAAAUGUUUUUAAACAGGUUGUUAAAGAUGGACGUGACCUUCUGAUGGAUGUGAAUCAUGGGGUAGAGAUGCAAGUGUUUUAAUUGUUUCUGUUUUAUAAUUUACUGCCAAACUUUCGUCACAAGAGGCUUUUGUCUCAGGCCAUGCUUCCAUGCUGUGGAAAAAAAAAUUGAAAUACCGUCAGAGAUGUUGUUAAACAAGGACUUGUAUAGACUUAUUAUUUUUUCAGAGUAGUUGAUAUUAUU
Molecule: messenger RNA, 1212 nt
Organism: Haliotis rubra (blacklip abalone)
Lineage: Eukaryota; Metazoa; Mollusca; Gastropoda; Lepetellida; Haliotidae
Product: N-glycosidase Npun_R5314-like
Exons: 3
Coding region: 82-756 (224 amino acids)
Source: RefSeq, a predicted model, not a curated record